This is a messenger RNA of Aspergillus viridinutans, 660 nucleotides long. It is a transcript of the gene crmD, whose product is annotated as putative copper transporter crmD. The transcript has 2 exons. The record is from RefSeq and is a predicted model, not a curated record. Gene Ontology annotation, molecular function: copper ion transmembrane transporter activity. Gene Ontology annotation, cellular component: plasma membrane. Gene Ontology annotation, biological process: copper ion transmembrane transport; intracellular copper ion homeostasis. Lineage: Eukaryota; Fungi; Ascomycota; Eurotiomycetes; Eurotiales; Aspergillaceae. The coding region runs from base 1 to 660 and encodes 219 amino acids.
AUGGACCAGAGCGACCACAGCAAAGGGAUGGCCAUGUCGACGGUCUUCGACACCAGCACCGAGAUUACACUCUUCUUCUGCAGUUGGACGACUACCACAACAUCCUCCUACACCAUUACACUCAUCUUCCUCUUCGCCAUGGCGGUGUUCAACCGCUUCCUGGGCGUGCUAAAGUUCCAGCUCGACAUGAAGCACACCGAACCGGUUGAGAGGGAAGUGCCCAAGCUGCAGCUGGCCCCCUCUCGCCGACGAAGACAUGCCAUUCCCAAGGACCGCAUGAGUCCGCUGCCUCAAUACAUGAAGGUCGCCGGAACCGAUCCCGACCACGAGGCGUCUUUCCCGUCGGCUCCGUUCCUGGAAGCGCAUCCAGAACGCACGUGCGAUGGACUCGCCGCCAGCUUGAUUCAGGAGCCACAAAGUCCCCUGGCAGAGCGUCGUUGGGGGAACGUGUACAGACGCUGGAGUUGGCGACGGGAUGGAACGAGCUCGGUGCUUGAGGGACUCCGGGCGCUGGUGGGCUACGCAUUAAUGCUGGAAGUGAUGACGUUCAAUGUUGGGGUGUUCUGCGCGGUGGUCGGAGGCAUUGUAGUGGGCGAACUGUUCUUGGGACGGUAUGCACAGUCCUCAUCAGGGUGGCAGGAUAGCGCGUGUCAUGAUUAG